GUUGAACAAAUAUACUGUUUUAUUUAAGAAUUCACUUUAAACGUGAUAAAUAUAUUAAUUGUUCAAAAUGCAAAAAGUUAUAGAUCUGCGCUCCGAUACUCUAACAAAGCCUUCAGAUGGGAUGCGACGGGCGAUAGCGGAUGCUGUGGUCGGCGACUCCAUGUAUAUCGAAGACCCAACAGUUAUCGAGUUGGAGAGCUAUGCGGCAAAAAUAAUGGGCAAAGAGGCGGCUAUUUUUGUUCCAUCGGGAACAAUGUCUAAUCUGGUUGCAGUGAUGGCUCACACUUGGGAAAGGGGAGCAGAGAUCUUAUUAGGAGAUUGUUCUCAUAUACAUAUCAAUGAGCAGGGCAAUAUUGGAACCAUAGCCCACGUCCACAGCCGUACUCUUACUAACAAAAGUGACGGAACUUUUAGUAUCGAUGAAUUGGUUUCAAAGAUUCGUUAUAACGUCGACUCUUUAUUCCCGAACACAGCUCUCGUCUGUAUUGAAAACACACAUAAUAUAUGCAACGGAACUCCACUUCCAUUAGAAUUCAUCGACAAAGUUUGUGAGAUUGCAAAAUCCAAUGGCAUUGCAGUGCAUAUGGACGGCGCCCGUAUAUUCAACGCCAGCCUCAAGACUGGUGUAUCCGUUGACAGAAUUAUUAAGAAUUGUGAUUCUCUAUCGUUUUGUCUUUCAAAGGGGUUGGGCUGUCCUAUUGGCAGUGUUUUGGUCGGCUCUAAACCCUUUAUACAACGAGCCAUAAGAUGUCGUCGAGUAUUGGGUGGAGGUAUGAGACAGGCGGGCGUUUUGGCAGCCGCUGGUCUUUUUGCUUUAAGACACAACAUCGAGAGAAUGCAUUUGGAUCACAAACACGCCUUUAUGAUUGCAUCAGCUAUCGCUAACCAAAACAAAAGUUUCAUCAAAAUUGAUAUGAAGAAUAUUCACACAAAUAUUGGUUAUAUUGAUGUCGACCCCAAAUGGAUGACUGCAUCUCAAUUACAAAUGAGGAGAAAAUUGAAUUUGGAGAGCGAUGUGUUGCCGUCAAAAUGGGUUUCAAAACUCCAACCAGAAUACGAUUUGUUACUCAUUUAGACAUCACUUAUGAGGACACACUUCUAUUGAUUGAAAAAUUAAAUUUUGUUAUCAAUAAUUUUAAUAAACUCUAAACCAUUAC
Molecule: messenger RNA, 1157 nt
Organism: Medioppia subpectinata
Lineage: Eukaryota; Metazoa; Arthropoda; Arachnida; Sarcoptiformes; Oppiidae
Source: the annotation of a GenBank genome assembly